Molecule: messenger RNA, 1619 nt
Organism: Acyrthosiphon pisum (pea aphid)
Lineage: Eukaryota; Metazoa; Arthropoda; Insecta; Hemiptera; Aphididae
Exons: 5
Coding region: 83-997 (304 amino acids)
Source: RefSeq, a predicted model, not a curated record
CAUAAUAUACAUAUUAUACUUUGUUACGAAAAACCAAAUUUAACCGCUCUUAUGUUGUCUACUCCUGCAGUUUCUCACCGAGAUGGGAUUUUCGGUGAAUUAUUUUAAUGUUACUCUGAGCUUCAACGUCGUGUGUCUGUUGUUUCUGUUAUUGCCAAACGGCAAUUAUUUGACACCGUUGAAUUUCCUCAUCAAUAUCGCUUGUACUGGUUUACUGAGCUUAUUAUUCUACAAUAUAUUCACGUCGGAUAUGAACAUCGGCUGCCAGACGCUCAUCUGUGGAAAUGUGACAGACGUUUUCCAAUAUUUCGGAAUACUUUUGUUCACUUUCAUACCUAUAGUUCAGGUGUUUAAAAUCGGAGACCGGUCGAUUAGAAAGAAUGAUUUCGCCUGGCCAAAACUGUUGAACAUGUCGAUGGUCAUAAUUACAAAUAUGUACAUUGCAAUCGGCCUAUGUGGGUAUUUGGACCAACAAAAUGUCCCAAUAUUUGGAAUUCCAAUAUUGAAGUUCAUGCCAGCUAUCAGGUGCCGGAAUAUCGUCAAAACAUGCGUCGCCAUAAAUGUUACGAUAUUUUACCGUGAACUGAAUGUCGAGUCCACAUUAUUGUGGGUGUCGUCCAUCAAGGUGGAUAAAAGUGAUAAUAAAAUGGGCAAUCCACCGUCUACCGUCAAAUACUCGCCGGCCAUGUUUGCGGGAUUGACGGCAUUUACGAAGAUAUUAUUCACGUUUUGUUCGUUUUUUGUCACCAUUGCAGUAGCGUCACCGGCCACCAGCGGAUUCCAAGCGAUGGUGGCCCUCAUAGGAUACCUUGGUAACGCUUGCAAUAUGAUGAUAUACCCAUACAUUGUGGAGAUGUGCGUGACGUAUGCCCUCCAUGGAAUAUCCACCAGACGAUACGUGAUUUUCAAGGACGUGUGCUUGGUGCUUCUGGGCUUGUUGGUGUUCGUGUGCGGUACGUCCGCGCUCGUGUUGCGUAUAAUUCACGACGGUGACUGAGAACGGAUAUAAAUACUGAUGAUCGACAUGAUAGCCUUAAAAGCGAACAGAACGUGAAUGCCGGACAAGCCCAGAAGGACUAAACACUCAUCCUCGAGGAUCACGUAUGGUCUGGUUGACAUACCCUGCAGGUCAUUCAUCACGACGAUUUACGGGUAUCCACUUGAAAGUCGUGGGUGAAAAUGGGUCAAUGAAAAACAUGUCCUUGGCGAUCACGUAGGGUCUGCUCGACAUACUGCUAUGCUGCAUUGUGCAGCCCUGUGCGUGACCGCACCUUAUAUGUUUAUUUUUUCAUCAAACUGCCAAAAGAAGGCUUUCUGUUAUAACGAUAAAAAUAAAGAUGUUGAAAUAAUAUAUAAACAUCGAAGUUGUCCAUAUAUUAUAUAUAAUAAUAUGUCUUGUGAUAGAUAUUAUAAUCGUAAAUAUCACUCCUGGUGGACUGGUGGAGUUGCCCACCCUUAGUCUAAGAAACUUAUACUAAGUACAUUUAUGGUUUUAGGCGUUUUAGAUGCCUACAGUGUCUUGAAAGUAGUGGUGAAAUUGCGGAUAGAUUAGUUUAUUGCAUUUCAGCGACACUAUAUUUUGUGUUUAAAGGAAAACUCGUUAAUCUGGUCCUGGAUGG